UAAUACCGGUAGUUUGAACUUUUAAAGAGGAAAAAAAAAAUAAAAGAAGAAAGAGAAAAAAAGAAAGGUUCAAAACAGUAUCAUAUCAACAGCCACUUGCGUUUACUUCUUCUCUCGUUACCUUUCGCUUUCUCUCUUCAAAUUUUUUAUUUCUUUUUUAUUUGGGUUUUGAGAGUGAUAUUUUUGCUGAAGAAGCUUUGCAAAAUUCUUGAACGGCGAGCGAGAGAGAAUGAGCGUGGUGGGAAGACAGACGGCGAGAUCUAAUUCGACGUCGCAUCAUCAACGGCAAUAUUCUGACAACUUUCUCGACGCUUCUUUUAACAGCAAAUGGCUUCGCUCAUCUCAUUUCCCUUCGUCUCAGGAGUUCGGGUUCUACGACGGGGGAAGAAUGAGCAGGAAGUCGCCGGGAACACCGCCGGUUUUUUCUAGGUCCUCGAGCUUGAGGAAGAACAGCGAUGAAUACGUGUCGCCCGGUGAGCUCAGCCCCGGCUUAUUGGAUCUGCAUUCAUUUGAUACUGAGCUGCUUUCCGAGUUGCAGGUUCCUAACCUCUAUGAAGGAUACGGACUUCAGAAACCUGUCGGUGGUAGAAGUUUUGAUGAUUCCGAACCUUAUCUAUUUACCAACAAACUUACAAGCAGGCCGCAUGGAAUGGUGGAGAAUAACCUUCUUAAAAGCAUCUCAGUAGAUAAAGAAAGAGCUAAUAAUGUUGCCAAAAUUAAAGUCGUGGUGCGCAAGAGACCAUUGAACAAAAAGGAAAUAGCAAAGAAGGAAGAAGAUAUUAUCGCUAUAGAGUCAAAUUCCAAUGCACUAACUGUUCAUGAAAAAAAACUAAAGGUUGACCUGACAGAAUAUGUUGAGAAGCAUGAAUUUGUUUUUGAUGCUGUGCUGAAUGAAGAUGUUAGCAAUGAGGAAGUGUACUCUGAGACUGUUGAGCCGAUAGUCCCACUAAUUUUCAAUCGAACAAAAGCGACUUGUUUUGCAUACGGGCAAACAGGAAGUGGAAAGACAUAUACCAUGCAGCCACUGCCUCUAAAAGCAUCUCAAGAUAUAUUAAGAUUAAUGUACCAUACAUAUCAGAACCAAGGUUUCCAACUCUUUGUCAGUUUCUUUGAGAUAUAUGGGGGAAAAGUCUUUGAUCUCCUUAAUGAUCGGAAAAAGCUUUGCAUGAGAGAAGAUGGUAAACAAAAAGUAUGUAUUGUGGGUCUGCAAGAGUACAAGGUAUUAGAUGUUCAAACGAUCAAGGAGUUAAUUGAGAGAGGAAACGCAACAAGAAGCACUGGCACUACCGGUGCAAAUGAGGAAUCCUCUAGGUCACAUGCUAUUCUUCAGCUUGCCAUCAAGAGAUCAGGUGAUGGCAGUGAAACAAAGCCUGCUAGACUUGUUGGGAAGCUUUCUUUCAUAGAUCUUGCUGGAAGUGAGCGUGGUGCAGAUACGACUGACAAUGACAAACAGACGAGAAUGGAAGGUGCUGAAAUUAAUAAAAGUUUACUUGCUUUAAAGGAAUGUAUCAGAGCUCUUGACAAUGACCAGGGACACAUUCCUUUUAGAGGAAGUAAGCUGACUGAAGUUCUUAGAGAUUCAUUUGUUGGUGAGUCACGUACUGUUAUGAUAUCAUGUAUUUCACCGAGCUCAGGAUCAUGUGAACAUACCCUGAAUACACUCAGAUAUGCCGAUAGGGUGAAGAGCCUAUCAAAAGGGAACAACUCCAAGAAGGAUGCACUAUCUUCGUCAUCAAAUCUUAGGGAGUCAACUGCACUGCCCUUGGCUUCAUCUUUACCAAUUGACACAUUUGAGGAUAACAUAGCUGAUGUUCCUUUUGAAAAGAACAAAUUUGGGUGGUCCAAACUGAAUGAAAGAGAUACAUCUCCUCCUUUUAAAGUAGAUCGUGUUCCUAGUGGAAGGGCGGAAGGAAAUUUGGCUGUGCCAUAUUCAGAUUAUUUCAAGGGUCAGAGAGCUGGUCUAAAUGGCAUGGCCAAGGAUGAUUUUGAUUACUCAGAGGAGACAUAUGAGCAACAAAAGAUAUUGCAGAAAAUUAAUGGGAAGGCACAGACCUAUGAAAUUCCAUCUUUAGAGAAGCAGAAGACUGAUCCUUUGACAAAGCAUGUGGAUCCUUCAAUCUUUGAUGAUAACAAUUCUCAUUCAGAUGAUGAUUUGAGCGCCUUGUUGAAGGAAGAGGAAGAUCUUGUAAAUGCUCAUCGAAGGCAAGUGGAGGACACAAUAGAGAUUGUUAGGGAGGAAAUGAAUCUGCUAGUUGAAGCUGACGAACCAGGCAAUCAGCUGGAUAAUUAUAUCUCCAAGUUAAAUAGCAUUCUUUCACAGAAGGCUGCAGGAAUUCUACAACUGCAGACCCGCUUGGCUCAAUUCCAAAAACGUUUAAAGGAGUAUAAUGUUUUAGUAUCUUCUGGUAAUUGAUUUAAUCUGCAGAAAAGGGCUCGUGAAACUCACUGAUACGGAGUAGAAUUCUGCUGGGGACUGAUAGGGUGUGGAUUUGGACCUGCAUUUGAUCUGAUGAUUUCUUCCUUGAUGGUGAGGCAGUUAAUGACAGUGUCAGUACCUAUUAGAGUGGGUGGUGAGAGUGUAAUCUCGUUUCUUCCUCCAUUUUUGAUGCUUCAAGUACCUGUUGCUACUUUUGAGUUAUAUACCCCACUCCACAGAAUUAUGUUAUAAGUAUGUAUGCAUUGCUCAUUCGCUAUAAAAUAUGUAAAAUUUCUGCAGCAGUGUAAUGUUAUUUUUAAUAAUAAAAACACCUUGUUUUGUGUU
Molecule: messenger RNA, 2761 nt
Organism: Durio zibethinus
Lineage: Eukaryota; Viridiplantae; Streptophyta; Magnoliopsida; Malvales; Malvaceae
Product: kinesin-like protein KIN-13B
Biological process (GO): microtubule depolymerization; microtubule-based movement
Cellular component (GO): microtubule
Molecular function (GO): microtubule motor activity; microtubule binding; ATP binding
Source: RefSeq, a predicted model, not a curated record